Messenger RNA from Medioppia subpectinata, 1129 nucleotides. Lineage: Eukaryota; Metazoa; Arthropoda; Arachnida; Sarcoptiformes; Oppiidae. The record is from the annotation of a GenBank genome assembly.
AAAUGUGAUGGUAAAAUAUUUAAAAAAUACAAGUGGAUAAAAGGUUUUUACUGUAUUAUUAAUGUGUAGGUGCUAUCAAAUCCAUAUAUGACCUACAUCUAAUGCUCAAAUACACCUUUAUUUCAUAUACACCUUAUCUCAUUGUCUUAAGUCAUAGCGUAAGACAAUUUAUAGCAUAUUUUUGCACAUUGAAUGCCAUUCAUUAUUAUUUGUUACACUAUUUCAUAAUUUAAUACUUAAAAUAUUUAAAACACUUAAUAAGUGACUUAAACAUAAUAUAGUAUUUAAUAAAUUAAUCUAAUUGUGAAGUGAAUUGCAAAGAAUGCCUAUCGACUUAUACUACAUGCCGGAGUCGCCGCCCUCUCGGGCCGUACUAAUGGUGGCCAAACAUCUGAACGUUGCCGUCAAUAUCAAACACGUCAACAUCACUGAAGGCGAACAAUUGAAACCGGAAUUUAUCGAGAUAAACCCGUUCCAUACGAUCCCCACAAUAGUGGACGACGACCUGACUCUAUGGGAAAGUCGAGCCAUUAUGACAUAUCUGUGCAAUCAAUACGCGCCCGACUCUGCGCUCUAUCCCGAAGAUCCCGAGAAGAGGGCGGCCAUUGAUAAAUGGCUGCAAUUUGACCUAGGAUCACUUUAUAAAGCCAUUUGCGACUAUACGGACCCAAUGUGGACGGGUAGCAUAAAACUGGACAAACAGAAAGAGCAGACUCUGUGCGCGGCGUUGGAAGUGUUGGACAACCAGUUGUCGGCCAAUAAGUACGUGACGGGCAAAGUGUUGACUCUGGCGGACCUGUCGAUCAUCAAUGGUAUCGACUAUUUGACUGACGUUAUGGAGUACGACAUCACUAACCAUAAGGACUAUAAGUUUGUGGCCGGUUGGCAGGCGAGGCUCAAACGCCGGGAACUUCCCUAUUAUCGCGAGAUAUGCGAGGAUGGGAUCGAGAAUUUGAGAAAUUUUGUGCGAACCCUAAUCCAGAAUUCAAACACUAAUCCGGCGGCUAAAUGAGAUUGUGUUUUGCUCAAAACAACCAUGCUGCCUUUUUAUCCUAAGCUCAUUUAGUGUAAUGCCAGACAUUUAUCGCUUAUAUAUUGUGUCGCCAAUGAAUUGCUAAUUCAUUGAGAG